This is a messenger RNA of Rhodofomes roseus, 1366 nucleotides long. RefSeq lists its product as uncharacterized. Lineage: Eukaryota; Fungi; Basidiomycota; Agaricomycetes; Polyporales; Fomitopsidaceae. The coding region runs from base 164 to 1237 and encodes 357 amino acids. The record is from RefSeq and is a predicted model, not a curated record. The transcript has 11 exons.
AGCGAUGCUAAUAGUAAUAGGGGAUGGCGUCAGACGCUCUCUUAUCUGAAGUUAUCAGUCAUUCUCUUACUUAUCAUGCUGCUUUACUCGGCGCACGCAGGCACGCUUUAUUAGGAGCCUCCAUCGCCGCGCACGCGCCCUAUGUCCCCCCUCCUCAGAGUCAAUGUCCGCCUCGGAGGAGACCUUGCAAGGCUUCAGUGAUCAUUUCGUCAUCAACUGUUGCGGCGCGGCAGCGGCAGCGCUGCUUGUGUUCGACUAUGUCCUGACGUUCGAGCAGGAGGUCAACUUCAUCUGGAGCAGCACCAACUAUGUCUACGUCUUGCUCUUCCUCGCAAAUCGCCUUGCAAUGCUCGGGAUGACAGUGGGAUCCGUCUUGAACAUGUUGCCAUGGUAUUCAAUACUGAGCUGCACCGUGGUCAAUUGGUCUCUGGCCGGCUUUCAAAUCCUCACAUUGCUUCUAUGGGCUAUUGUUUCAACACUGCGAGUGUAUGCCGUCAGCAAUCGGGACUGGGGCUUCACCAUCCUUACCCUUCUCCUGGGGCUAACGCCCGUUGCCACAAACAUCUAUGCGAACAUUGAGGCAACAUUCUUCCCCGUACCAUCCUAUGCGUAUUGCUACGGACAGACCGAAUACACUGUAGUUCUUGCCAACAGAUUGGAGAUUACGACCAGAGCGUGCCUCAUUGCAUCUGACGCACUAGUGCUGCUGAUCGCAUGGUACCAACUGCACACCAGCCUAUACAACGUUGCUCGCGUGAGUGUCAAGUCGACGCUAGCCACGUAUUUGCUCCGAGAUGGAACAUUCUACUUCUUGGUGUUGUUGGUGCUCAACAUCUGUCAGGUCAUUACAGACUUCGACAGGGGAGUGUUCUACAACCCUCUUCCGUACUUCUCGAAUCCGAUAACCUCCAUCAUCAUCUCUCGUUUCCUCCUCGGCAUUCGCCGGCUCGCCCUCGCGACACACGACAGCCUCCCGUCGUACUUCUCCCAAUCAUAUGAAACCGAGCGGCAGUGCGCGGAACAGGGCCGGCAGCGCUCGGGCAUCUCAACCAUAGCGUUCAACUCGAAUACGGUCUCGCACACGGCCAGCGCGACCACGCGACAUACUGUAUCGCUGCGGCACCCGCCGUCCGAAUGGAGCGAAUACAGCCGCUUCACGACCAGCGGGGCGGCGCGAUACGACAAUUGGGGCCCAGAUGAAAUUGUAGAGCUAGCACGUGUACGCUAUACGCAGUGACCCCGAGCGGACCGUGGACGGGGUGAUACCAGGACGGGAUCUAGGAUGGAUUGUAGCAGGUUAGUGUUGAGUUGUUCUCUGGCGGGGCACAUGUACUGAGUUGUACCAGUUCUUGUACUACAGGUGUCG